CGUACUAUUAUAAAGAUGGCGUUUAUUAAAGUGGAAAGUGAAGACAUGAGGAUUGAAGAGGAUUUCAGAGUGAAACAAGAAUAUGCUGAGGAACAAGCAGAUCUGAUCAUACUGAAAGAAGAAAGUCACGAACUGAAUGAAAUGGAAGAGAAAGAUAAGUGUGAGAAGCUUCAUGAUUUCAUAAUUGGAGAAAAAUCCCAUCAGACUGGAAAGACGUCCUCACGAAAAAGAGCUCAAAAGACAGAAUCUAACAGUUCUUUUACCUGCUGUCAGUGUGGAAAGAGUUUCAAUCAAAAACAAAACCUUGAAGUCCACAUGAGAGUUCACACCGGAGAGAAACCUUUCAGCUGCCAACAGUGUGGAAAGUGUUUCACUCAAAAAGGAAACCUUAAAAGUCACUUGAGAAUUCACACAGGAGAGAAGCCUUACACCUGCAAACUGUGUGGAAAGACCUUCACAGCAGAACCAAACCUUAAGUAUCACAUGAACAUUCACAAUGGCGUGAAGCCGUUCACUUGUGAUCAGUGUGGAAAGAGUUUCACCCGUAAAGUAACCCUCAAUUACCACGCGAGAAGUCACUCGGGAGAAAAUGGUUUAAUUUGUCAUCACUGUGGAAAGAAUUUCAGUCAUAAAGUAAGCCUCAAGACUCACAUGAGGCUUCACACUGGAGAGAAGCCUUACACAUGCCCUCAGUGCGGAAUGAGUUUCACAUUCAAAGCAUCCCUUGAUUCUCACAUGAGAAGUCACACUGGAGAGAGUCCUUACAACUGCAAAGUGUGUGGGAAGAGCUUCUCGCUAAAAGGAAAUCUUAAGACUCACAUGAGAGUUCACACUGGAGAGAAGCCGUUCAUGUGUGUUCAGUGUGGAAGAUGUUUCACACGUAAAGGAACCCUUAAUUGCCACAUGAGGAUUCACUCAAGAGAGGACUGUUUUAUAUGUCAUGAAUGUGGAAAGAGUUUCCCAGACAUGAAACACCUAAACAGACAUGUAAUAAUUCACUCCGGAGAGAAGCCUUUUAAAUGCCAGCAGUGUGGAAAGGGAUUCCAAUUCAAUAAAAACCUUAAAACUCACAUGAGAAUUCACACCAGAGAAAAAACGUUCAAAUGCCAUCACUGUGGGAAGAGUUUCAGUUAUAAAGUAAGCCUUAAGACUCACAUGAGACUUCACACUGGAGAAAAGCCUUACACCUGCCAUCAGUGCGGAAAGAAUUUCACAUAUACAGCAACGCUUAAUGCCCACAUGAGAAGUCACACUGGAGAGAGGCCGUUCAUAUGUGGUCAGUGUGGAAAGAGUUUCACACGCAAAGGAAACCUUAAUUACCACUUGAGGAUUCACUCAAGAGAGAACAGUUUUAAAUGUUAUCAGUGUGGAAUGAGUUUUACAGUCAGGAAUCACCUUAAGAAUCAUGUAAUAACUCACACCGGAGAGAAGCCUUUCCUGUGCCAUCACUGUGGAAAGACUUGCACAAACAAAGCGAAUCUUGAGGUUCACAUAAGAGUUCACACUGGAGAGAGGCCUUUCACCUGCCCUCAGUGUGGGAAGAGUUUUACACUUAGAGGGAAUCUUAAGACUCACAUAAGAGUUCACACAGGAGAGAAGCCUUUCACAUGUCUUCAGUGUGAAAAGAGUUUCACAUAUCAAAGAGACCUGAAACGUCAUUUGCAAACUCAUUCUGACAAGAAAUUACAGUGUUCCGAGUGUGGAAAGGGAUUUCAGAAAAGUAGCAAUUUCAAAAAUCACCUGCACAUUCACUCCGGAGGGAGGCGGUUUCAUUGUCAUCAGUGUAAUAAAACAUUUCUUUUGCCUUCACACUUACAGAUACACUUGAAGAGUCAUGCAGAUGUGAGACGCUAUUUGUGUUCUGUGUGUGGUAAGAGGUUUAAAUGGCUCAGCGAUUUAAAAUGGCACCAGAAAAUACGUAUCUGUGUGAAAUUGAAAAUUUCACCUCAGCUGAAUGCGGGCCAAAUCUGAUUGUCCAGCUUCGUGACCAUUUGCCUCCGUAUACUUUGUCUUGAGGCUUCUUAUUUCCUUUUGCCAUGUACAUAUGAACUUUUGUGGCCAC
This is a messenger RNA of Sinocyclocheilus anshuiensis, 2062 nucleotides long. Its product is annotated as gastrula zinc finger protein XlCGF26.1-like. Gene Ontology annotation, molecular function: RNA polymerase II cis-regulatory region sequence-specific DNA binding; DNA-binding transcription factor activity, RNA polymerase II-specific. Lineage: Eukaryota; Metazoa; Chordata; Actinopteri; Cypriniformes; Cyprinidae. Gene Ontology annotation, biological process: regulation of DNA-templated transcription. The transcript has 2 exons. The annotation marks the transcript as partial. The record is from RefSeq and is a predicted model, not a curated record.